This is a messenger RNA of Colossoma macropomum (tambaqui), 3941 nucleotides long. It is a transcript of the gene gabbr1b, whose product is annotated as gamma-aminobutyric acid (GABA) B receptor, 1b. Gene Ontology annotation, cellular component: membrane; G protein-coupled receptor heterodimeric complex. The transcript has 24 exons. Bases 168 to 3218 code for a protein of 1016 amino acids. Gene Ontology annotation, molecular function: G protein-coupled GABA receptor activity. The record is from RefSeq and is a predicted model, not a curated record. Lineage: Eukaryota; Metazoa; Chordata; Actinopteri; Characiformes; Serrasalmidae. Gene Ontology annotation, biological process: G protein-coupled receptor signaling pathway; gamma-aminobutyric acid signaling pathway.
CCUCCGUGUCCCUGCUUCAAUUAUUCAACAGUAUAAAUAUAGAGAGAAGAGCACUUAGAAACAGGCCACAGGCUGAUAAGGAAGAGGAGAGGGAGACGAGAGGAGAGGGACGGAAACGUCCGAUAAUUAUAACGUGGAGAGGGAACAGGAACGAGAGAUGGGGAAGCAUGAGGCUGAGAAAUGGGCGACAGACAUGUAAUUUUUGUCAGGCUGCGGAGAGAGAAGGUGGAGAAAUGGCAGUGUUUUUUGUUCUUUUGAUUCUCGUCGUGUUUGACUCCCUCACUGAGGCUGCACACAACACAACCGCAGGCUGUGCUAUCAUUCGCCCACCCAGAGACGGAGGGAUUAGAUACAGAGGACUGACGCAAGAACAGAUCCGCAGUGUGCAGGUUCUGCCGGUGGAUUAUGAGAUUGAAUACAUCUGCAGAGGAAACAGGGUCAUCGUGGGACCAAAGGUCAGGAAGUGCCUGCCCAAUGGCACCUGGACUGACCUCAGCCACCGCAGCAAGUGCUUGUUGCCCUGUCCGAAGGUGCAGACGUCUUUGGAGAACGGCCGAGUGGUGGUGUCUCCUCCAGGGCCAGCGGUUGAAGGGACGGUGCUGCAUUACAGCUGCCUGACCGGCUUCAUCCUGGAGGGCAGGAACAGCACCCAGUGCACCAAGCUGGGCAAAUGGGACUCCCCCAAACCCACCUGCCGCUAUGACAGACAUCACACAGGGAAGAAGAAACUCUACAUCGGCGCCUUGUUCCCCAUGAGUGGCGGGUGGCCCGGCGGUCAAGCGUGUCUUCCUUCCGCCCAAAUGGCCCUGGACUUGGUCAACAAGCGGACGGACAUCCUCCCUGACUACGAGCUUGAACUCAUCUACCACGACAGCAAAUGUGACUCCGGUGAGGCCACCAAGCUGCUGUAUGACCUGCUCUACACUGAGCCCAUAAAGAUCGUGCUGAUGCCGGGAUGCAGCUCCGUCUCCACGCUGGUGGCUGAGGCGGCUCGCAUGUGGAACCUCAUAGUGCUGUCGUACGGCUCCAGCUCUCCUGCUCUGUCCAACCGCCAGCGCUUCCCCACCUUCUUCCGCACGCACCCCUCGGCCACCCUGCACAACCCCACCCGCGUCCAGCUCUUCCAGAAGUGGAAUUGGACCAAGAUCGCCACCAUCCAGCAGACCACAGAGGUCUUCACUUCAACGUUAGAUGAUCUGGAGCAGAGGGUGAAGGAGGCCAAUAUAGAGAUCAGUGUGAGGCAGAGUUUCCUCACUGAUCCUGCUGUUGCCGUCAAGAACCUGAAGCGGCAGGACGCUCGCAUCAUCGUGGGUCUGUUCUAUGAGACGGAGGCCAGGAAAGUUUUCUGUGAGGUCUAUAAGGAAAAGCUCUAUGGGAAGAAGUAUGUCUGGUUCCUGAUUGGCUGGUACGCCGAUAACUGGUUCAAGAUAAAUGAUACAUCAAUCAACUGCACGGUGGAGCAGAUGACGGAGGCGGUGGAGGGCCACGUUACCACGGAGAUCGUAAUGCUCAACCCAGAGACGGUCCGAGGGGCUUCCAACUUGACCUCACAGGAGUUCGUGAAUCAGCUGACGUCUAAGCUGGGCGGCAGGACCCAGGAGACAGGGGGGUUUCAGGAGGCCCCGCUGGCCUACGAUGCGGUGUGGGCUCUGGCUUUGGCCCUCAACAAGACCGUGGAGCCCCUGAAGGCUAGGGGCCGCCGGCUAGAGGACUUCAACUACAACAACAAAGACAUCACUGCAGAAAUCUACCGAGCCCUCAACACCAGCUCCUUCGAGGGGGUCUCUGGCCACGUUGUGUUCGACGCUCAGGGCUCCAGGAUGGCCUGGACUUUGAUCGAGCAACUGCAAGGGGGGAGCUAUAAGAAGAUUGGAUAUUAUGACAUGACCAAAGGCAAUCUCUCCUGGUACGGUAACGACAAGUGGAUAGGUUCUGGUCCUCCUGCUGAUCGGACUGUGGUCAUUCAGAAGUUCCGUUUCCUCUCUCAGAAACUCUUUGUGUCCGUUUCUGUCUUUGCUGGACUGGGAAUCUUACUGGGCAUCAUCUGUCUCACAUUCAACAUUUACAACAGCAACGUCAGGUACAUUCAGAACUCUCAGCCCUACCUGAACAACAUGACGGCAGUGGGCUGCAUGAUGGCUCUGGCCGCUGUGUUUCCGCUGGGCAUCGAUGGCCUGCAUGUCCGUAGGUCACAGUUCCCCGUGGUCUGCCAGUUCCGCUUGUGGCUGCUCGGCCUUGGCUUCAGUCUGGCCUACGGCAGCAUGUUCACGAAGAUCUGGUGGGUCCACACAGUCUUCACCAAGAAGGACGAGAAGAAGGAUAAGCGUAAGCACCUGGAGCCCUGGAAGCUGUAUGCCACGGUGGGGGUGCUGCUGGUUAUAGACGUGCUGUCCCUCAUGAUCUGGCAGAUUGUGGAUCCGCUGCACAUCACCGAGGAGAAGUUCACAAGAGAGGUGCCUAAAGGAGACCUAGAUGUGCUGAUUGAGCCGCUGCUGGAGCACUGCAGCUCGGAGAAGAUGAACACUUGGCUGGGGGUGGUCUAUGGCUACAAGGGCUUGCUGCUGCUUCUUGGUAUCUUCUUGGCUUACGAGACCAAGUCUGUGUCCACAGAGAAGAUAAAUGACCAUCGAGCCGUGGGAAUGGCCAUUUACAACGUUUCUGUGCUGUGCAUGAUCACUGCCCCUGUCACUAUGAUCCUGUCCUCAAAGCAGGACGCUUCCUUCGCCUUCGCCUCUCUGGCCAUCGUCUUCUCUGUCUACAUCACUCUGGUCGUGCUGUUCGUCCCCAAGAUGCGUAGGCUGAUCACUCGUGGGGAGUGGCAGUCUGACCAGCAGGAGACCAUGAAGACCGGCUCAUCCACUAACAACAAUGACGAAGAGAAAUCCCGCCAGCUGGAGCGAGAAAACAAAGAGCUACAGAAGAUCAUCCAGGAGAAAGAGGAACGUGUCUCUGAGCUGAGGAACCAGCUUUCAGAGCGGCAGGCCCUGCGGUCCCGGAGACGCCCAUCGUCCUCCAACCUCAACCACAGCUCCCCCCCGCUCCCCACCGCUCACCCGGACCCCAAGUCACUCCUGCCCCCGCCGGGGUAUCCUCUCCCCGCCUCCGAUAACCACUCGCUGCCUCCGUCCUUCUCCAACUCCUCCAACCUCUAUCAGCCCGACGGCAAGAUCGGCCGCAACAACUGCCACACCAGCCGCCUGCAGCUGCUCUACAAGUGAGCGCCCCCAGAGGACAACAGAGGAACUGACAUGGUGUGAAGAACAAAAAAUAGCAAUGGGAAGUGAAGGGGACAAACGAUAACCCUCAUUCAUCCACAGUCUGCCUGUUUCUUUCUCUCUCGCCCAGCAGAACUUAGCAUUUUUUACUCGCUUGAUCUUGUCUCCUUUCCUUGGAACCACGGGACACAUCAGCUGGAGCUCAUCCUGUCAUGUGACAUUGAGUGACAGUGCUAACUACAAAUUGACAUUAUUCAUUCCCACAGUAGUCGUGGUGAUGAAUAAUCCUCAUGGAAAUUUUUGGUUUCUCUGAGAAAAGCUUAGACAGAGUGACUUGCAGAACAGCAGGUGUGAAGAAGCACUUUUGAAAAACUUCCUCUAAACAGUCUCCCUUAGAAGUCGGUUCGGUUCUUGAAAACACCUUUAUUUGGUAUAGAACCUUUACAUGGUGUGGAGGGUCUUUCAGCUUUGUUCAUGUAGUUUGCAAAAAAUGAAAAAAAACAUAAACCGAAAGGUUCCUUAGGAAACCAAAAGUGGUUCUUCUACAGCGUCGCUCCGAAGACCCCUUUUCAGCACUCUGAUUUGUAAGAGCACAUCUGAGAUCAAACUGGAUUACAGUUUUAUUCAACUCUUUAAAAAAAAGGUUCCACAAAAAGUUCUCUGGGUGCUGCCAUGGAAGAACGAUUUUUGGUUUCCUAAAGAACCAUGUUUGAAAAGAAGUUUGUG